Molecule: messenger RNA, 2831 nt
Organism: Anolis carolinensis (green anole)
Lineage: Eukaryota; Metazoa; Chordata; Lepidosauria; Squamata; Anolidae
Gene: cln3
Product: CLN3 lysosomal/endosomal transmembrane protein, battenin
Exons: 17
Coding region: 255-1595 (446 amino acids)
Biological process (GO): regulation of intracellular pH; lysosome organization
Cellular component (GO): membrane; lysosome
Source: RefSeq, a predicted model, not a curated record
CUUCUUCCCUUUCCUGGAUCUCAUGAUGGGGUGAGGACACCUGAAAAAGACAAUUCUUAGUGGAAAAAAAGCUGGAGCAUAGAUGGGUCUUUCUUACCUUCAACCCUCCAAUGCCUACCUCUGUGCUCUGUGUUUCUGGGAGGAGUGUGAUUGCAGAGGCACACAAGUGAGGGCACUGGCAACCGGAAGUGGCGUCCAACCCGGAAGAAACCUAGGUGGGCAACCUGGCACCCCAUCGGCAGCUCCUGUCUACCAUGGGGCCUCCUGGGGCUGGAUGGCAAGGCAUUUCUGCUGAUUCUGAUGAGGAAGAUGAAGAUGUGCCCCCUGCAGAGGAGCCUGGGGACCCCCAAGACGUCUGCAGCCAGAGGAGGAACAACCUGGGCUUCUGGUUACUGGGACUUUGCAACAAUUUUGCUUAUGUGGUCAUGCUGAGUGCUGCCCAUGAUAUUCUCAGCCAUCAGAAGGUUCCAGCCGGCAAUGGGACUAAACCGACUCCUCCUAGUGCUAAUGAUUCCCGGUAUGACUGUAAUGCUGUUUCGACAGGGGCUGUGCUGUUAGCUGAUAUUCUGCCAACUCUUCUCAUUAAAUUCAGUGCACCUUUUUGUAUCCACUUGUUUCCAUAUGGGCUGCGUGUUGCAAUCUGCGUUAUCACAGCCUGGAGCAGUUUCAUACUGGUGGCCUUCUCAAGAACCACAGCACAAAGCAUGACAGGUGUUGUGCUGGCCAGUAUUUCAUCUGGCUUGGGAGAAAUAACAUUCUUGGCAUUGACAUCUUUUUUCAACAGUUCUGUGGUUUCUGCUUGGUCCUCCGGAACUGGCGGGGCUGGCUUGAUAGGUGCCCUUUCCUACCUUGGCUUGACACAGGCAGGGCUGAGCCCUCAACACACCCUCCUGGUCAUGACAGUUAUUCCUGUCAUCAUGCAGGCCAGCUAUUGUUUCCUGUUGGCUCCACCUCCUCAGGCCCCCCGCUGCGGCUGGGGUCCUUCUAUACAGAAAUCCCUGCGGUCGUCUUCUGUGACCCACCAACCACUUCUGGGGGGCAACAAUACACCCCAAAACACUCCAGAAACGCAAACCCCUCAGCUCACUUUGCAGGAAAAAGGGCAAGUGGUCAAGGGUAUCUUGAAAUACCUCAUCCCUUUGGCUGUUGUGUAUUUUGCAGAAUACUUCAUCAACCAGGGCUUGUUUGAACUGCUGUAUUUCCGAAAAGCACCUUUUAGUCACUCGCAACAAUAUCGCUGGUACCAGAUGCUCUACCAGGCUGGAGUCUUUAUCUCACGUUCCUCGGCUGCCUGUAUACGGAUUCGACAGAUAUGGCUCCUUGCAGCACUGCAGUGCCUGAACAUGGUCUUCCUUGUGAUUGCUGUAAACUAUAUGUUUUUACCAAGCAUCUAUUUGGUUUUCGUUCUAAUCAUCUAUGAAGGAUUGCUGGGAGGAGCUAGUUAUGUGAACACCUUCCAUUCUGUCAGUGCAGAGAGUCAGCCAGAACAUCGAGAGUUUGCCAUGGGAGUGGCUUGUGUAGCAGACACAUUGGGUAUCUCACUUUCGGGUGCCAUUGCCAUCCCGGUCCAUGACUAUUUCUGCCGUCUCGCCUGAAGAUUUCUUUCCAGUGGGACCAGCAGAUGCCUCAAUGUACAAGAGCUUCAUUCCGGAGUGGUAUAUCAGCCAGUACUGAAAAGGGGAAAAAUGAGACUUUUUGUAUAGCCCUCCUCUGGCUGAACAGGGAGUGGAAAGGAGGUUGUGUGGGGUACAGCCCUCAGUGUUUAUACUCUUGGUCAAAUUGAUUAUCAGGGAUUUUGUUUUAAUUCAGGGCUCCUCCAGACUGCCCAACAGUGCUGGUAAAUGUCAGGGGUUUCUGUUUCAGAAUGCCAUACUUUGUAAAGCUCGUUUCUGCUCAUGCCUCCACUUCUGCUCUCAAUAUAAUGGGAUUUGGACCCCAGUGUGCUGCUGCUGGUGUUAGCACAUUAAAAGAAUGUUACAGUUCUACUUCUAAAAGUUGCUGCCACUUUAGCAUCUUAAGUCUGAAAUAAAGAAUAGAAAGAAAGACCAGCAGGCUAGCAACUGAAAGAAAGGAUGGGGGAAAGGGAAAUAGUUGAUUGGUCUGGUAAUCAGAAGUGUAAGGAUGGAACAAAUAUAAGUUGAAAACAUUCAUUCCAAACAUUAUCUGUGGAACCACACACAAUUCCAGAACUAAGACAAUGGAGAUGGAUUCUUGGGGCCAAAAAGCCACACAUUUUGCAGUGAGUCUAGAACGUUGUGGCUAAUAGUGGAAAUUCAUACAAAAAUAAUGGGAAAGAAAUAAUAUUUUAUGCAGGAAAGCUCCAGUAACUACAGCUUCCCACCAAUUCCCAAGGCUGCAGGCCACUCUGGAUAAGUGUUUAGCAAGAAUCAUCUUUUAAUGUUGGGGAGCACAGUUUUGCAAGGAAAUUGGACUACAACUUCAAGAGUAAUAGGGAUUUGGGGAGAUAACUGUCCAUUAUUUUUUUCUGAAGGGUCAGUAGCUUCAUUACAGCAUGCAGGACCCCAGCUGGAUGGAUGUUUGUGCUACAUGGUUUUUGAAGGAUAAAUGUUUUAAUGUUGCGCUUAUAAACCACAGAGCACUCUCUUAAUUUUGAGAGAGGUGCAAAAAAUAAUAGUACUUACUGUUUAUUCACAUAACUGGAUUUUGUAGAAGAGGAAAAACAGUCAAUAUUCAUAGGUGACUUUUUAACAGGAAUCAUGAAAAAGAGCUUGGGUCCAACAGGUAUCUAUUUCAAGAAGGAAAAAAUGGUAGUUUUACACUGUGAUCAAUUUCUGUCUUAAACACAAUCAAUAAACUAGCUUUUCAAAAGA